UGGCGCUACACAAGGACUGUCACAUACAAGCUGGAACAAGGAAGUAUUUGAACGCUAUAUCUGGGUUAUAAGGACUUUAAUGCAACCAUGUGAGGCAUACACUCAGCUGAGUGACCACAUUCAAUGCACUCGGACAUAGAAUGACACUAACAAAGCGGAAGAUAGCUUGGUGUGCCAUGGUCCAGAACUGUUCCCCAGCUUUUUUGAGCCUUUCACCCUGAGCUCAGAGGGGAUCUGAAAAAGUGGCCCACUAUGAUUGCCACGGCACUUCUCUGGCUGGCCCUCAUUUCCCACAUCAUCAUCACCAUUGGAGGUAAUGUUCUGGUGUGUUUGGCCGUUGGGCUGAGCCGGAGAUUGUGGCGCAUCAGUAACUGCUUUGUGGUGUCUCUGGCCAUCACAGACCUUCUCCUGGGACUGCUGGUGCUGCCCAUGUCUGCCAGUGUAGAGUUGCGCAAGGGCCGGUGGUCUCUAGGGGGCAUCCUGUGUAAUCUGUACAUCUCCAUAGAUGUAAUGUUGUGUACAUCCUCUAUUCUAACUCUUAUGGCCAUUAGUGUGGAUCGGUAUCUGGCCAUCACCGCCCCUCUCAGCUACUCCCGCAGAGUGACCACUGUCAGAGUCAUAGUGGCCACUGUGGCUAUAUGGACCUGCUCACUGGCUGUGGCCUUCCUUCCUGUGCACAUGGGCUGGAACACAGCAGACUACAAUGUGCAGCACUUGGACUGGACCAUAGGAGAUGAGGAUCAGGAGAGCCGAUAUUGCCUGUACGAAUGGAAUAACAGCUAUGUGAUUGUGUAUACCUCUGGAACAUUUUAUCUGCCCCUGCUGCUCAUGACUGGGAUGUACCUGUGUAUAUUUAGAGUGGCUCGAGAACAGGUGCGUCGUAUUCGAGCAGCUACACCAUCAUUUGCCCGCACUGCCUCCACUGCAGCCAUAUCCAAAGAGCACAAGGCUACAGUGACUCUGGCUGCUGUUCUUGGAGGCUUCAUCAUCUGCUGGUUUCCAUACUUCACCUACUUCACCUUUAUGGGCAUGAGAGGCAGGGCCAUCCAUCCUAACACAUAUCACUCCAUAGCACUGUGGCUGGGGUACUUCAACUCAGCACUGAACCCCAUCCUGUACCCAGCCUUUAACAGGGACUUCCAGAGUGCGUACAGGGAACUGCUUCACUGCAGGAGACCAUCUCAAAAAAAGCCACACCUUUCAAAUAUUUCUGUGCAUAAACGCUUAACCAAUGGCUCCAAUAUUUCACAACAGUCAAACAAUGAGGAGCAAACCAAUAAAGAGAAUACAGAGCCAUAUGAGUCAAACGGUACCCGAGUCUAA
Molecule: messenger RNA, 1323 nt
Organism: Boleophthalmus pectinirostris (great blue-spotted mudskipper)
Lineage: Eukaryota; Metazoa; Chordata; Actinopteri; Gobiiformes; Gobiidae
Gene: hrh2b
Product: histamine receptor H2b
Exons: 3
Coding region: 253-1323 (356 amino acids)
Biological process (GO): adenylate cyclase-activating adrenergic receptor signaling pathway
Cellular component (GO): membrane
Molecular function (GO): G protein-coupled receptor activity
Source: RefSeq, a predicted model, not a curated record